CAAAAUUCCGGAGGUAUAAAAGUACCUUCAGGUCUUAGUAUUUUUAUUAAUAAUUUCUAAAGUUCCAAAACCAGGAGACUGACAACACGAUGGACUUCAAAAUCGGAAAUUAUUUCUUAUUCGUGAUUCUCACCUUUGUCGCGAUACAAUUAACAGCGGCAGUUGAUGAUGAAGCCCGAAUGCGAGGAAUUUGUGCCAAUGUUUUGAGGGAAAUGAGACCUGGAUUGCAAUGCCGCUGCCCACAUCCAGCAACAAUGAUGAAAGGAGAACGUGGACUUUCUGGACCUCCUGGUCCUAAAGGAUUUAAAGGAGAAUCUGGACUUAAUGGUCCUCCAGGAAUGAGAGGAGAAGCCGGAUAUCCUGGUCCUAUGGGACAAAAAGGAGAAACAGGAAAUGAUGGUCAUUAUGGACCUCCGGGUCAAAAGGGAGAAAGGGGAUACAAUCAUUAUCUAGGAGAUAAUGGUGAAAGAGGAGAAAUGGGUCCUCCUGGUCCUAAUGGAGAUAAGGGUGAAAAGGGAGAAUCACACCCAAUGUAAUCUCUAUCACCUAAAGAAAAUAAAUAUCUAAAGAAAAAUUUUUAAUACUCCAUAUUAAAAAGUUGGACGAAAGUGACUUUUUAAAAAAAAAUCCUAAUACUGUUUGAAAAUAUGAGAAUCUAACACAGGACUUUUAUAUAUAAUUCCAAAUUU
Molecule: messenger RNA, 689 nt
Organism: Leptopilina heterotoma
Lineage: Eukaryota; Metazoa; Arthropoda; Insecta; Hymenoptera; Figitidae
Product: macrophage receptor MARCO-like
Exons: 3
Coding region: 90-536 (148 amino acids)
Source: RefSeq, a predicted model, not a curated record